AUGAAGCUUUCCGUUGUCAUCUCUUUUUUCGCUACCGCAGCUCUUGCUAUGCCGCUUGACGGCCAAUUCAAUGAUGUGGCAAAGCGAUGCGGUGUUGGCAGGCGGAGUGAAAUUGUCCACGCUGUGCGAUCUGCUGUGGAUACUGUCAAGGUCAAGCGAGACCUCAAUGAGGUCGAUGUGGAAGAGAUUUCCGCGGCUCUAUAUUCGGCUUGGUGCACCCCGUGA
Molecule: messenger RNA, 225 nt
Organism: Penicillium crustosum
Lineage: Eukaryota; Fungi; Ascomycota; Eurotiomycetes; Eurotiales; Aspergillaceae
Product: ankyrin repeats (3 copies) family protein
Exons: 2
Coding region: 1-225 (74 amino acids)
Source: RefSeq, a predicted model, not a curated record